Molecule: messenger RNA, 669 nt
Organism: Temnothorax curvispinosus
Lineage: Eukaryota; Metazoa; Arthropoda; Insecta; Hymenoptera; Formicidae
Product: lanC-like protein 3 homolog
Exons: 1
Coding region: 133-576 (147 amino acids)
Biological process (GO): carbohydrate metabolic process; peptide modification
Cellular component (GO): plasma membrane
Source: RefSeq, a predicted model, not a curated record
AGUAAAUUAUAAAUUUCUUGUGUUUAGGUACCGUCAUUCCUUGAUAGUGAUGCAGAUAUUGACAAAACUGUGCGAACUUGCGUAGAUUAUCUGCUGAAUCUACAAACAACGACUGGCAAUUUUCCAUGCUCAAUGGAUGAAGUAGAUCGUUCUGGACGAAGCCUCAGAGAUAGUGACGACGAGUUGAUACAUUGGUGUCACGGUGCUUCUGGCAUUAUCUAUAUGAUGGCGGCAGCGUAUUUGCGCUGGAAAGAUCAGCGUUACCUGGAUUCGUGCAAACGCGCUGGCGAUCUCGUUUGGCGCAAAGGCCUUCUUCGUAAAGGACCUGGGAUUUGUCAUGGCGUGGCGGGCAAUGGCUAUGUUUUUCUCCUUCUAUACAGGCUUACCGGUGAUGAGCGUUAUCUUUAUCGUGCCGCUAAAUUUGCAGAUUUUAUGAAUUUGCCACAGUUUCAAACUGAUGCACGCAUUCCCGACUCGCCAUACUCACUUUAUGAGGGCAUUGCCGGUACCGCCUGCUUUCUCGCUGAUCUUAUUGAACCAGACAAAGCCCAUUUUCCUUUCCAAGAUGUAUUCUAAGAUUCGAAUAGUAAAAAAACAAUCUCUGUCUUUAUUACGUUAAGCAUACUACUUUAUAAAUAACAAAUUGAAAAUAAAUUAUGUGAAAUUAUA